UAUAGUGAGAAUGAUGAUGGACAUUUUGUACCAAGCACUUUUUCGGCUCCAGAUGUCCAAAAUAUUAACGAAAAUGUUGUAUCCAAUGUUAAUUGCGAUUCUCAACCUGGUGGAUCUUCUCAACUGAUUCAUAUUCAACUAAUACAAGUAAAUUAAAUUUUCCCCACUUUAUGUAGUAAUGGAUAUUGAUGUCAAUUUAUUUUUCGAUUAUUGUAGGCUCCAGCUGUGGAGGGCAACUUAUUUUCAAACGUCAUUUAUGGCUUUGUAAGCUUUUAAUUAUAUAAAAUUUAUGCUAAGGCUUGUUUUUUGUAACAUUCAUACUUUAACAGAAUAUUGACAAAGUUUUGAUGGCUGAUGAGACGGUGCGAAAUAUAAUACUGUCGAAAAUUCCUGCUGGAGAAUUCAUAUUGCGGGCUGACCGACAAGCUAUUGCUGGUAUUCUCAUUAAUGCCAUAAUUCGAUGCCUCGGAACAUGGUAAAUAACAAUAAAAUAUCUGCAGUUAAUUCCUUAUUAAUUUUUUACUUUUUUUCAGCCCUGGCAAGGCCGCAAUGGAACAAGUUGCAAAGCAUUUGGUAUUAAAAUAUCCAAGUUUUGGUGAUGUGCGACGCCAAGAAAGAGGAUGGGAAAUGUGGUUCUUCCAUACUCCUUUUGCACCAGCAGCCACCGGAUUUUUGGAAGAGCGACUAAAAAGCCAGAGGAAAAAAAUAAACAAGAAAACUCCGACGAAAAAUCUCCAAGUUGUUCUCUUCAACGAAAAUUCACUUUCUUGGAACUCUGACGAUGACGACGAACCUGAACCUGAUGAGAGGAAAUUUGAGUACAUGAGGCAAAAUAAGGGAGUUGAAGUGAUCAAUAUCAUGAAAAACACCGUGUUCCAACGGCGCACUCUCAUUCGGCGACACACUUCUCAACCCGGCACGCUUGAUAUCUCAGCAUUACCGAAACUCUGCGAAAUUUUGAGACCUCUUUUCGACACAGACAACAUGAUUGUACAAGAUUUCAACAUCCGUCACCCCACAUUGUCUCUAAUAAUGUAUGAUCGCUGGCCCAAGGUGGCAAAGCUAUUACUAGAAUAUGCAGAAAAAAGUGGAAUCAAUUACGGGAAAAAACUCGGGAUUUCAAAGAAUCGAUAUGAUUUUACAAAUGAUGAUACUUAUUUAGUGGCCUACUCUCUCCUUCCAUUCAUUUUGCCGUCUACAGGAAGACGACUAAAAUGUGACUCUCAGGAUGGCCAUGACUCCGACGACGAGGAAGCUGAAGGCCCCCCUCCACCAAAGCGAUCGCGAGGGAAACGACAGAGCAAAGGAAAAGCUUCGGAUUUGGAUACUUUGCAGAGCUUAAUUAUUUUUAAACCGAAAUUAACUCAUGUCGCCAAAGUAAUCAAAGAAAAUACCACGAUGUCGCCUUUCAUUUUGGCUCUGGGAUCACCGUCGAACUUGGAGUUUGUCUCAUUUUUCGUCAUUUUUCAGAAAAUCGCCAUUCCUUGCGGGGAAAAAUUUUUGAAGGCUUUCGACACGUGCUUUAAACUCUUUACCGUUUUGUACGUCCCUCUGCCAUUGAAGUCAUUGGAUCUUUGGAUGUUCAUCGUUCAUGGUGUUGGAGGUAAGCCGUGUUUACGGGAUGAACUUCCACCCGUGGUUCAGUCACUAAUCGGUCAAAUUAUGCCACGAGUUUAA
Molecule: messenger RNA, 1677 nt
Organism: Folsomia candida
Lineage: Eukaryota; Metazoa; Arthropoda; Collembola; Entomobryomorpha; Isotomidae
Exons: 5
Coding region: 550-1677 (375 amino acids)
Source: RefSeq, a predicted model, not a curated record